This is a messenger RNA of Closterium sp. NIES-67, 3199 nucleotides long. NCBI's taxonomy places the organism in Eukaryota, Viridiplantae, Streptophyta, Zygnematophyceae, Desmidiales, Closteriaceae. The record is from the annotation of a GenBank genome assembly.
GAUUUAACCAUGUCUACCUGUAUCCCAAUCAUGCCCUCUCGCCUGUAUCCCAAUCAUGCCCUCUCGCUUGUAUCCCAAUCAUGCCCUCUCGCCUGUAUCCCAAUCAUGCCCUCUUGCCUGUAUCCCAAUCAUGCCCUCUUGUUUGUAUCCCAAUCAUGCCCUCUUGCCUGCAUCCCAAUCAUGCCCUCCCGCCUGUAUCCCAGUCAUGCCCUCACGCCUGUAUCCCAAUCAUGCCCUCUCGCCUGUAUCCCAAUCAUGCCCUCUCACCUGUAUCCCAAUCAUGCCCUCUCGCCUGUAUCCCAAUCAUGCGCUCUCACCUGUAUCCCAAUCAUGCCCUCUCGCCUGUAUCCCAAUCAUGCCCUCUCGCCUGUAUCCCAAUCAUGCGCUCUCGCCUGUAUCCCAAUCAUGGCCUCUAGCCUGUAUACCAAUCAUGCCCUCUCGCCUCUAUCUUACUCUUGGCCUCUCGCUUGUAUCCCAAUCAUGGACUGUCGCCUGUAUCCCAAUCCUGCACUCUCGCAUGGGUCCCAAUCUUUCCCUCUCGCUAACAUCCCAAUCAUGCCCCCUUACCUGCUAAGUUGGUUCCUUACGUUACGUUUACGUACGUGUACGUUUACGUUUACGUACGUUUACGCGAUUCUGGUUUUAGGCCUGUAUGUACGGGCAGGCUAAAAAUUUUCUACCUGCCCAGAAAAAAAAAGAGAGGAGGGAACCCUAGGCAGAUUUUUGUACAGAAUUCCAUUGGCCAUUAAGUCUUUUCGUAGGAAGAUAGAAAACAUCCACAAAAUACCAAGUUUCCAACAGGUGCUACGCUUAUAACAUGCAAACUUGCAGAUGCUACCUUCACUCAUCCAUGCUAGGCUCGUCGUCAACGGGAGUGUCCACAUACGCAUCAUCAGGGAUGUCGUUAUCAUCAUCGAGGGGCUCAUAGCCAUCCUUUGGCUCCUCCCGAAUCACUGGAAGUGCCGAAACCAUCAUUUUCUUGGAGAAGUCGUCAUUAAGCUUCUUCACCGUGUGGUAGUUGUGGCUUAUGUAAACCAAAUCCACAAGACGCUUGGGGCCGAGUCGGUUGCGGCGUGCGGUGUGGAUAGACUCCCACACACCCCAGUUCGUCUCGCAUGUCGAUGCCGACACGCACUGCUUGAGUACCCUGCACGCCAGCUUCGUCAGGUUGGGGCAAUCGGAGCCAUUCAUAAUCCACCACUGCACGGGGUCCAAGUGACCCUCCUUGAUAAGGAUGUGUUCGUCCUUAGCCUUCUGCUCUCCGAUUUCCCCCUUCCCUUUGAUGUACGUCAACACCUCGCCCUCGACGAUCGUGGCCAUUGGUUUAAUGACAUUCGCGACCUUCAUAGUCUCUCCCUUGUAGUAGUCGCGCACAAACCGCUUAAAGAUUGCGGUGCACUCCUUGUCGUCGUGUCCAAAAAAUUUCUCGUAUUGGUUGGGUGGAUAGAGAAUGCGCCCCACCACGUGAAGCGGGCAAUUGAUGUCAUUAUUCCACCUAUUCCGCACGAUCUCCGCAACCCCCUCCUUCUCGGCGCUCUCCAAAUCCGCGCACGCCCUAUCCACCUGCUCCUCCAAAUCGAUCAUCAUUUCGUACAUUUUGCCCAUGACCUCUUGAUUCCCGUCGACUUUCCUCAGCGUCAUGUAGACCGGCUUGAGAACGGCAACUACUAGCUCAACGCCCUUCCAGAAUCCUUUCCGCUGCACCGUGUCGCGUGCGUCCUUCAUUUUGGGCCUCCCCUUCGUGUAAUCGUCGAACCCCAUCCGUCGCACGCGAUGCUCACUCCAAUGUCGUCCCAGGACUCUUUCACAUCCUUGAGCGCAUUCUCCGUCUUCGUCUUGCACUCCUCAAGAAGGCGGCCCAUGAUGAGCCGACGCCCGGGGGGGGUGAAACCAGUGCCAGCAGCCGCCACCUUCUUCAACAUGGUUUCGAAGACCUCGUGUUCAGCCACGUGUGGCGGGAUGCGACAAACAUGGAAGAACGUCGCAAUCUCAAUCAUGCCCUCUCGCGUGUAUCCCAAUCAUGCCCUCUCGCCUGUAUCCCAAUCAUGCCCUCUCGCUUGUAUCCCAAUCAUGCCCUCUCGCCUGUAUCCCAAUCAUGCCCUCUCGCCCGUAUCCCAAUCAUGCCCUCUCGCCUGUAUCUCAAUCAUGCCCUCUCGCGUGUAUCCCAAUCAUGCCCUGUCGCCUGUAUCCCAAUCAUGCCCUCUCGCUUGUAUCCCAAUCAUGCCCUCUCGCCUGUAUCCCAAUCAUGCCCUCUUGCCUGUUUCCCAAUCAUGCCCUCUCGUUUGUAUCCCAAUCAUGCCCUCUUGCCUGUAUCCCAAUCAUGCCCUCUUGGCUCUAUCCCAAUCAUGCCCUCUCGCAUGUAUCCCAAUCAUCCCCUUCGGUCUGUAUCCCAAUCAUGCCCUCUUGCUUGUAUCCCAAUCAUGCCCUCUCGCCUGUAUCUAGACAUUGCCAAAAUGCGAUGCGAUGGGAUAUCGCAUCGCUGCGAUAUGUUAAAAACAAAACCGAAAUCGCAUAUCGCGUUUUCGGAGGCGAUAUUAAAAAAUAUCGCCUAAAAAAAGCGACGCAUCGCGCGAUGCGAUAUAAUAUCGUAUUGCAUUUAGGGGCCACUGUUUUCCCGCCCUAAAAAUACGUGUUUCCACACCACAGGGCACGACAAUGGUGGCUCUCGUAGGUUCGCGCGGAAUUAGGUAAGUGAAUUGACGGGAGAUGGUAAUAUCGUGGUCCCUCUCUCAUGUGGAGCGUGUUUGAGGGGACGGGGUUGGAUUCUGUAGAUGCAGGGGAUUUUAGUGCGGUUGAAGUGGUGGAAAUUGGUUGGAGUCCAACCAAUUGACUUUGGGGGUCGAGAUUUCAGUCCAACCCCCUAAAUCCCUUCAACCGCACACCACCACAUCCCAUCCAAAAAACCCACUCGCCCACCACCCACCACCAACCAUAACAAAUUUGAACCCCCACCAAACUCCCCUCCCUCAACCACACUGCACUCCUUCCCAUCUAGAAUUUCCAACCCUUCCUCUAAUGUUCUCCAAGCUCUGCUCCUCACACAAACUCCUCCCCCCAAACUGCCGCUUGCCAUUUCCGUGCGUCAUUCAGCAUCACCCCAAGAGAAACCUAGACUAGCUCACCUUCUAUUUUUGCUAAGUUCAGGGCCCUCGCCCAUGUUCCUCCCCUUGCUGGCGAAAUUCCGCGAUGCGAACCGCGA